Penicillium soppii is the source of this 2919-nucleotide messenger RNA. RefSeq names its product putative C6 transcription factor (gene xlnR). Gene Ontology annotation, molecular function: DNA-binding transcription factor activity, RNA polymerase II-specific; zinc ion binding; DNA binding. The transcript is spliced from 2 exons. The record is from RefSeq and is a predicted model, not a curated record. Lineage: Eukaryota; Fungi; Ascomycota; Eurotiomycetes; Eurotiales; Aspergillaceae. Bases 1 to 2919 code for a protein of 972 amino acids. Gene Ontology annotation, biological process: regulation of DNA-templated transcription; DNA-templated transcription.
AUGUCGAUGACCUCCCUCCAGUCCUUCGCGAACUCUUACUCUCCUUUUUCGUCUCAAUCUAAACGAAUGACACAAUCCCAAACCCCCGGGUUAGACACGCUUGCGGAGGGGUCGCAGUAUGCGCUGGAACAACUGCAGUUAGCAAGGGAAGCCGGUGCUGCUGCGAAUACCCCGACCGACCACGGCACCUCUCUCGCCGAUAGUAAGCCGCCCCAACACACUCAACAUUCACUCUACAGUGAUCAACGCGGUUCCAGUUCCUCUUUGAGGGACUCUCAGUCGCGCGAUUCACUUGCGGAGGCGCGCUCCUCCAUUCGCAAGAACUCGUCUGCAACUCCGGUCCGUCGGAGAAUUAGCCGGGCGUGCGACCAGUGUAACCAAUUGCGUACCAAGUGUGAUGGGCAGAACCCAUGUGCGCACUGUGUUGAAUUUGGACUCAGCUGUGAGUACGCCCGCGAGCGCAAGAAGCGUGGCAAAGCGUCGAAAAAGGAUAUAGCUGCUGCCGGCAAUAACGAUAGCGAUAUCGGCCCCAACGAUCUUUCGCCACGUACAACGGGACAUAAUUCAAAUGGACCAGCUCUACACGAAUCUAACGAUCAUUAUGACCCUGCUUUUGACGCCGCGCGCACUUUGACAGAGGGGGCGCAGGCCCGAUCACAUAACACAGAAGUAGCUGGAAUAUCUACAAUGCGACAAAAUCCAGCAUCCGGCCAGGCGCCCUCUCAGCAACAUAUGAGCUCCACAAUGGCGGGCAUGCCAUUUAGCAACUACGCAGCGCUCCAGGAAUCUCAUCGACCCCCAAUGUCUGUGCCGGACAUGCGCUCUAUACAGAUGAUGCAAAAUUCAAAUGGGAACCCUCGAUCGCCCGGUUCAAUACUUCAUGCCCAGAGCUUCUCCUCUGGGUAUAAUGAUGGCUCGUACUCGUUGAUGAAUACGCAAGAUCCAAACCCGACCUCUAUGAACCAGUUCCGAAUUGGAAACUCAGCGGACAACCCAUCAGCCUCCUUCAUGGGCUUCUCUCCUCCAGCCCAGUCACCCAGCUGGUUGCCAUUGCCUUCACCCUCCCCCGCCAACUUCCCCUCCUUCAGCAUGCCUCCUUUCGCCACUUCAUUGAGAUACCCUGUCUUGCAGCCAGUGCUUCCCCAUAUUGUGUCUAUAAUCCCCCAGUCCCUUGCUUGUGAUCUUCUUGACGUCUACUUCACCAGUUCCUCCUCUUCACAUCUUUCCCCCUCAUCGCCAUAUGUGGUUGGCUACGUCUUCCGCAAGCAGUCGUUCCUUCACCCCACAAAACCCCGCUCGUGCAGCCCCGGUCUUCUUGCCAGUAUGCUUUGGGUUGCUGCCCAAACAAGCGAAGCCGCAUUCUUGACAUCACCUCCCUCAGCUCGUGGUCGAGUCUGCCAAAAGCUGCUGGAAUUGUCGAUUGGCUUACUCCGGCCGCUGAUCCAUGGACCUGCAACCGGAGAGGCAUCUCCGAACUAUCCAGCUAAUAUGGUGAUCAAUGGUGUUGCUCUUGGUGGUUUCGGUGUCUCAAUGGAUCAAUUGGGCGCACAAAGCAGCGCUACUGGUGCGGUUGAUGACGUCGCUACAUAUGUACAUUUAGCGACUGUCGUCUCCGCCAGUGAAUACAAAGCCGCCAGUAUGCGCUGGUGGACAGCCGCAUGGUCCCUUGCUCGAGAGCUCAAGCUGGGCCGCGAGUUGCCACCUAACGCGACAAACCGCCAAGACGGCGAAAUGGAGGGGGACGGAGACAUUGAUGUCAAUGGAAACAAGAGACAACCGCAAUCACUUAUGGGCCAUGGCCCGGGCAACUCCGCCAUUAAUCUCACAGAAGAAGAACGUGAGGAGCGGCGUCGAAUUUGGUGGUUGUUAUAUGCAACGGACCGCCAUCUGGCGCUUUGCUAUAAUCGCCCCUUGACUCUUCUAGAUAAAGAAUGUGAAGGAUUGUUACAGCCGAUGAACGAUGACAUCUGGCAAGCUGGCGACUUCUCAUCUGUUAGCUAUCGCCGUGCCGGUCCGUCCUUCGAGUGCACCGGCCAUAGCAUGUUUGGUUAUUUCUUACCUUUGAUGUCUAUUCUUGGUGAAAUCGUGGAUCUUCAACAUGCUCGCAAUCACCCACGUUUUGGUCUUCACUUCCGCAACAGCGGUGAGUGGGAAAGCCAAGCAAUUGAGAUUAGUCGACAGCUCGACGUGUAUGCGCAGAGCCUGAAAGAAUUUGAGGCCCGAUAUACCAGCUCCUUGGCCCUAGGAACUGCCGAGCCUGACACAGUCAUGGAGGGCUCCAAUGUCAAUCAUAUGAGCCCAUCUGGUCGGUCAAGUAGCACGGUAGGGUCGCAUGUUAGCGAGUCUAUCGUCCAUACGAGAAUGGUGGUCGCAUAUGGCACUCACAUAAUGCACGUUCUCCAUGUUCUGCUGGCUGGAAAGUGGGAUCCGAUCAAUUUGCUCGAUGACAAUGACCUCUGGAUUUCCUCGGAAUCCUUCAUUACCGCCAUGGGUCAUGCAGUCAGCUCCGCUGAGGCAGCCUCGGAUAUAUUGGAAUACGACCCUGAUCUGAGCUUCAUGCCAUUCUUCUUUGGCAUAUACCUCCUGCAGGGUAGCUUCUUGUUACUCUUGACCGCGGACAAACUGCAAGGAGACGCUAGUCCCAGUGUUGUGAGGGCUUGCGAAACAAUUGUGCGAGCGCAUGAAGCUUGUGUCGUGACCUUGAACACUGAAUACCAGGUAAGCAUCCGCCCCGACAUGAUUCCAUAUGAACCCGAGCUAACUGAUCCUUCCCAGCGAACCUUCCGCAAGGUAAUGCGCUCAGCUCUGGCUCAAGUCCGAGGCCGCGUUCCAGAAGACUUUGGCGAGCAGCAGCAACGCAGGCGUGAGGUGCUUGCCCUUUAUCGCUGGAGCGGCGAUGGUAGUGGCCUUGCACUUUAG